Messenger RNA from Symbiodinium sp. CCMP2592, 837 nucleotides. The record is from the annotation of a GenBank genome assembly. Lineage: Eukaryota; Dinophyceae; Suessiales; Symbiodiniaceae.
AUGCACACGCGCUUGAUGGAUGAGAUGUUUCACGUCGUCGGCACGGAUGUUAGCUCUGUUGUGCCGGCCUUGUUGGUCGCAGUUGGCGGCUGGAUCGGUGGGCUGCUUCGGCCGAGCACCCGCGGAGACGCUAGCGGACAGCACCACGAGGUGCGGCAGUCUGAGGGCGGCGAACAAGGCGACCCGCAUAUGCCUGCCCUCUACGCCAUCGCUCAACACCCCGCCCUCGCAGCCGUUCACGCGCAACUGCGGGAGGGCGAGGCGAUCUUUGCCUGCCUCGACGGGGAUUGGCCUGUGCCACGCGACCGUCAAGGCCUUCUCGUCCUCGGCACGCCGCUCGGUACCGACGAGUACGUCCACGGCAUCCUCACCGCGAAGCGGGCACAGCACGAUCGCCUCCUCACCCGCAUCCCCGAGGUCCCAGACUUGCAGGCGGCGUGGCUGCUACUGCACUACUGCGCCACACCCUACCUCCUGCGGAACGUCCCGCCCGCACUCACAGCCCAGUUCGCUGCAGAUUGCGACGCCGCUCUUGCGACCUGCCUCGGCUCCCUCAGCGGCGAUCAGCUCCCAGCUGCUGCAGUACGGACCUCGCAGCUUGCCCUUGGGUUCGGCGGCCUUGGGCUGCGCUCGGCAACCGCCGACCGCCAUGCCGCGUGCUGGGCCUCUUGGCUCGACGGCCUAUGUGUCUCGCUGGAGCAGCGUCAUCGCCGUCGCAGCGCAGAGGGUCCUCGCCGGCUCCUUGCUGGAGCUUCCUCUCGACACCGUCGAAUGAGGUCCUGCGCGACAAGCUGGCUGCAUGCCCCUGCCCCCAGCCGGCGCCCGCUGCGGACCUAG